AUGCAGAAAUAUUGCACAAAUAAGCGAUUGAUUCGAUAUGCCUUGAUCAAAUUUAGAAACUUUCACUCAGUGACAAAAUACAGCAUACUAUACCAAAAAUACGAUAACACAGAGCUCGGUCGAAAAUGGGAUGAUCGAUUUCCAGCUACUGAGGGGGGAGAACGAAGGGGAAGAUUCAAUGAUCGGUUUACAUUUAAUAAUAGAGGAGAAAGAAAGGAAAUGGGUGAACCUAGUGAAAGAGAAAAUCGAAGUGAAAAGUGGGACGACCGCUUUAAAUAUAAUGACAGGGAAGAACGGGGCAGACGAAAUGACCGAUUUAAAUCUGAUGAAGAAGGAAAGGGAAGGUGGGGUGAUCGUUUUAAGUAUAUCGAAGAAGAACGAAGGGGGAGGUCCGAUGAUCGGUUUAAGUUUAGUGAUAAAGAAGAACGAAGAAGAAAAUGGAGUGACCAAUUUGAAUCUUAUGAAUCAGAAGAACGGAUUGACCGGAAAAAAAAAGACGAUCACAUGGAGCUCGGUCGAACAUGGGAUGAUCGAUUUCCAGCUAAUGAGGGAGGAGAACGAAGGGGAAGAUUCAAUGAUCGGUUUACAUUUAAUAAUAGAGAAAGAAGAGAAAGGGUGGGUGAACCUAGUGAAACAGAAGACCGAAAAGGAAAGUGGGACGACCGCUUUAAAUAUAAUGACAGGGAAGAACGGGGCAGAAGAAAUUACCGGUUUAAAUCCGAUGAACCUAGUGAAAGAGAAGACCGAAGAGAAACGUGGGACGGCCGCUUUAAAUAUAAUGACGGAGAAGAAUGGGGCAGACGAAAUGACCGAUUUAAAUCCGAUGAACCUAGUGAAAGAGAAGACCGAAGAGAAGCGUGGGGCGGCCGCUUUAAAUAUAAUGACGGAGAAGAACGGGGCAGACGAAAUGACCGAUUUAAAUCCGAUGAAGGAGAAGAACGAAGAGGAAGAUCCGAUGACCGCUUUAAGUUUAAUGAUAAAGAAGAGCGAAGAAGAAAAUGGAGUGACCAAUUCAAAUCCCACGAAUCGGAGGAACGGAUCGACCGGAAAAAGAAAGAUGAUCCAUACUUGUCAAAGGCACCAGAACCCAAAGUUUAUAGCUGGAAGGGUCGAGGAAGUAAGAAAGCAGCUUUGGGUGAAAGCAAUAAAAUGGACUUUGAUCCGGAAACCAUUGAAGCUCGUCGCUUGUGGCGAGCGAAGUUCGAAUAUAAUCAUGAGUAUCCCGAAGAACUUGCUCGAGUGCACGGUGUUACAAAUCCAAAAAUUCUUCAUCUCCAAAAACUUCGUGAGAACCGUCAAUACAGAGAAGAAAUGAAACAGCUUACUGUUCAAGGCGAAGCGCCUGUUCGCGCUCUACAUCAACGAGGUAUCCCGAUUACUAAUUUAUAUAUAACUGCUCCGCAUAGACCUAAAACAAAAUACGAAAUUCAACCGCCAGCAUUGGAUUUCAUCAAGAAUCCUCAUCAAAUACCAGCAGAUCAAUACUACCUGAUCAGCAUUGAUAUGACAAGGAAAGUGUUGGGAACUGCAUCAAGACCAGAGGAUCACGAAAUUUUUGCCGAAAUUUCUUUCCCUAAUAUUCCGCUCCCUACUGAUAAAAAAUUAAAUAAACUGUUAAUCAUGGAUGGAGUCAACGAGGCGACAGAUGUUGGCUCUCUGAUAAGAACAGCGAAAGCACUUGGAUAUGAUGGAUCAUUUAUGGGUGAGAAGACUUGUGAUGUAUACGACGACUUUGUUCAGCGAUUUAGUGGGUUCCAUUCGAUAACAUGGCCUCAUAUAAGUGGCAACCACGAGAAAUUGUAUAAUCUAAUAAUUGAGAAUGAUCUCAGUCUUGUUGUUGUUCAAGUACUACCAGUUAAUCAAUCAAACCCGCCACCAAGGAAGCUUAGUGAUGAUUCGAAUCUUUUGUUCUGGACAUUACCUCGUGAUCUUGACACACCUUUUCCUAAAAAGAUUGCUACGUAUAUAUCAGUCACCGGACCGCGACCAUUGUUAAACCAACUCGUAACACCAAGUGAUAAAAAGAGGCCUAAUGUAUGGUAUAUUACCAUACCUAUGAAACCAGAGGUCUCUAAAAUGGACAUAAGUGCUGCUGGAGGGAUUGCUAUGUUUGAGAUAGAAAGAAUGCUGGCAAAAAGCAAUUAA
Molecule: messenger RNA, 2145 nt
Organism: Paraglomus occultum
Lineage: Eukaryota; Fungi; Glomeromycota; Glomeromycetes; Paraglomerales; Paraglomeraceae
Source: the annotation of a GenBank genome assembly